CUUGCGUCGCACGCAAUAACUCCUCCUCAGAAAAUACUACUUCACCAUUUGCGAGAAGCUCCAGAAUCCACACUCGACUCGGAACUCUCCGUUUCGUCCUCCUCGGAAACCUAAUCCAAUUCUCUCUUCGAUUUCAAACCGGCUAUAUGAAGAAGCUAUACAGGAAGGGUACGGUGCAUCCGACACCGGCGGUGGUUAAGGACCAGCUGCUCUCGUUUCUGCCGGCGGCGAUUUUGUCUUUGACGGUUGCUCUUUCGCCGGAGGACAGGGAGGUUUUGGCAUACCUAAUAUCUUGCUCCGGUAGUUGUUUGGAUAUUCAGCGAAAGGCUGAUCAGAAAACCGCGGCGGCCGGCGGCGGAGACCAUACGGCGAGUUUCAGCUGCAAUUGCUUCCGAUGCUACAAGAGCUACUGGAAAAAGUGGGAUUCAUCGCCUAACAGACAGCUAAUUGACGAGAUAAUAGAUGCUUUUGAGGAUAGUCUGUUGAAGGAGAGCAAAAAGGAGAAGAGCAAGAAGGAAAGGCGUAAGGGUAAAAGCGUGAGAGGCAAAACUGGACUCGGAGUAGAUUCGUUGCAGAAGUCCGACCUGUGUUCGAGGAAGGAUGAUUUUCACUUCGGAGAGACGAGCACGGCGAAAUCCGGCGGCGACGACGGCGGAGCUGAGGAGGAGGAGGACAUUGUUGAUGGAGAAACAGAGAAGGGAACCGUGCGGAGAGUUAUCAAUUUUUUAGGGGAAAGGAUUCUAAAGCUUUGGGAGUGAAAAUAACACCAAAUUAAGAACAGGGCCGGGAAGUUCGGGCAGAUGCUGCCCGGAUUCCCUCUGCCAUUGUCGCACAGAAUAUAUGUAGUGUAAUGAAUGUGGAGGGGAAAUAGUGAGGUCGGCAAAAGUGGGGAGAAGGGGGCUUCGAUCAAAGCGACGACAAGACUUGCUGGUGAGUUGUGUACAACUAUUUUUAUUUAAUUAAUUAUUUACUGUUUUUAUUUAUGAAUUAUUUAUUGCCUCUUUCUUGUUUAAUGUAUUUUAGUCCAUUCAAUUAAAGUGGGCAUUUAUUCUUUCCACGCUUCAUUGGGACUCUCUCCCUCAACGCCUUGUUUUGCCUGAUGCAAUAAUGUCAUGGUUGUACUCUUUAAGUUAAUUUUUAAAAUAAUUUGUUGUU
Andrographis paniculata is the source of this 1155-nucleotide messenger RNA. RefSeq lists its product as uncharacterized. The coding region runs from base 147 to 758 and encodes 203 amino acids. The record is from RefSeq and is a predicted model, not a curated record. NCBI's taxonomy places the organism in Eukaryota, Viridiplantae, Streptophyta, Magnoliopsida, Lamiales, Acanthaceae. The transcript has 2 exons.